CUUCGAUUCUCGUUCCGGAUCCCCCUAUAUAUCCGUCGCCUCCUGCGGAUAGAUCUCCAACUACUCGCACCAACAACCCGAGGGCCGGUCAUCGAUCGCCGGCGGCCAUGGAUCAGGAGCUCCAAGAAGCCGACGUCCUGUGGCCGGACGUCAACCACCGCGCCGAUGAUCAUCGCUGCCACGGCCAUGGUUACCAGCCGCAGCGCCGGGAGAGCAGGCAGCCCCACUACGCCGACAUCGCGCGCGCGCCGCGGCAGGCGUCGUCGGCGCCCGUGGGCAUCCCGGAAAUAAAAAGGUCCCCGACGACGGAGCAGGGCUCAUGGGCGCCGCGGAGAUGCUGCAGCGAAGACCUUGAUGGUGGCGUGGACAGGGCGGCGUCGGCAUCGUUCGUGGCGCCGCACGAGAUGGCGGCGAGGCGGCGGUGCGGGGAGGGGGAUGAGGAGCGGUCGGUGUGCGUGGGGCACGGGCGCACGCUCAAAGGCCGCGACCUCCGCUCCGUCCGCACCGCCGUGCUCCGCAUGACCGGCUUCCUCGAGACCUGAUCAAUCGGCGACCGCCGCCACCGAUCGAUCGAAGCCGCAGCCCGUUCUAGCUAGCUAGAUUCCGUAGCAAUCGUCCAGAACAGUUUUGCGUGUCGAUUAAUGUAGUUCCUGCUGACAAAUGCAAAACACAAAAUGGAAUGAAAUUGCAAAUCUGCGCCAAGAGGAUGCUGCAGUUCGAUCUAUCCGCAGCACCCACCAUUUCUUGUCC
Molecule: messenger RNA, 750 nt
Organism: Lolium perenne
Lineage: Eukaryota; Viridiplantae; Streptophyta; Magnoliopsida; Poales; Poaceae
Product: protein S40-1
Source: RefSeq, a predicted model, not a curated record